AUGGUGACGGUGCGCAGGCCGUGGCCCGCCAUGGCCACAGUGCUGCUGGCCCUGCUCUUCUGCCUGGGGACGCUGGUCGACGCCUACCCCCCCAAACCCGAGGCUCCCGGCGCACUCGCCUCGCCGGAGGAGCUGAAGCGCUACUACCUCUCUCUGCGCCACUACCUCAACCUGGUCACUCGGCAGCGGUACGGUAAACGUGACAUCUCGGAAGCUCUACUCUCCAAACUGCUCUUCCCCGAUCCCGAGGACCGACCCGUCAAGUCGCGGCCAGAAGGCGCCUACCUGUGGUGA
Balaenoptera acutorostrata (minke whale) is the source of this 294-nucleotide messenger RNA. RefSeq names its product peptide YY (gene PYY). Gene Ontology annotation, cellular component: extracellular region. Lineage: Eukaryota; Metazoa; Chordata; Mammalia; Artiodactyla; Balaenopteridae. Gene Ontology annotation, biological process: feeding behavior; neuropeptide signaling pathway. The transcript has 3 exons. Gene Ontology annotation, molecular function: neuropeptide Y receptor binding; neuropeptide hormone activity. The record is from RefSeq and is a predicted model, not a curated record. The coding region runs from base 1 to 294 and encodes 97 amino acids.